Messenger RNA from Protopolystoma xenopodis, 327 nucleotides. NCBI's taxonomy places the organism in Eukaryota, Metazoa, Platyhelminthes, Monogenea, Polystomatidea, Polystomatidae. The record is from the annotation of a GenBank genome assembly.
AUGUCCGUAUUUGGAGAACUUUUCUUGCUCCACAUCAGCAAAGGGACCCUGUCCGGAACUACUGUUAAUCGAUGCUGCGUCUCUGUGUCGCACCCAAAUGCAACAGUUGAUUAUGUCGUCUCUUACGUCUUGACUGUACUACGCAAUGCAACAUCUCGGUUACCCGGCUUAUGCUGUCCUCUUCUGAUCACCCCUGUCGUUUCUAUGCAGCCAUUAUUAUUACAUAUCCACGUGUACCUCUCGAUUCUGCGCUACAUUCGUUCGUCUUCCUUCUUACCAGUCUUUCUCGGUUCAUGCCUUCUUGAACCAAACGUGUCUUACUUUUAA